GAGGAAAAUGCCUCGGUAUGAUGAUCGUCGCAACAUUACCCGUCUGUAUGUUGGUCACCUAUCACCUAGAGUGAGGUCGCGUGACCUUGAGGAUGUCUUCAGCAGAUAUGGAAGGUUUAUUGGCCUUUUCCUAACCCGGAGGUCUAUGGUGAGAGGGUGUCUUGGUGGAUUUGGCCCAUUUUUAUAAUAUGAUGAUGAAUGUUCUAUUGAAAAUGGCAAGAUUCCGAAGUGGUGUUUAGUUAACCUGUGAGAGGCGAACACAGCCCUUUGCUACUGAUGUCAUGAUGGCCUUACUGUUUCUGGCACCCAUUUACGCAGAGUACGUGAUGUGGAUAUGAAGCGCGACUAUGCUUUUGUUGAAUUUAGUGAUCCUCGUGAUGCGGACGAUGCGCAAUAUAGCUUAAAUGGAAGGGAAAUAAAGGGAAGCCGUAUCGUCGUAGAAUUUUCAAAGGGGGUGCCUCGUGGUCCUGGGGGUUCUCGUGAUUAUCUGGGUAAAGGCCCUCCUCCUGGUUCAGGCCGCUGCUUCAACUGUGGCAUUGAUGGUCACUGGGCCAGAGAUUGCAAAGCCGGAGACUGGAAGAAUAGAUGCUACCGCUGUGGGGAGAGAGGCCACAUUGAAAGGAAUUGCCAGAACAGUCCAAAGAAAUUGAGCUUACAUGUUGACAGACGUGGUCGCAGUUACUCACGGUCACCAACUCCCCGACGCUACCGUAGUAGAAGCCGCAGUUACAGCAAGAGCCGUAGUAGGUCGAUGUCUCCUGCCAAGAGAGAUCGGAAUAAUGAUGAUGCAGGCAGAAGAUCUAGGAGCCCUCGAUACAGUCGCAGUCCCGAGAGAGCUAGGAGCCCUUCUCCUUUAAGGGGGAGGAAAAGGAGCCUCAGCCCUGAAGACAGAAGCCCGCGGGAUAGGGAUAACGGGUCUCCCAAGGUUCGCAAGUAUGCAAAUGGGUCUGAUUACAGUGAGAGCCCCCCUCGUGCAAGGAGCAAGAGUCCUGUCGAUGAACCAGAAGAGGAGGCUCGCAGAGAUUACAAUAGGAGCCCUGCUGAGGAAAAUGGCCGCAGCCACAGCCCAAGCCCUGUCAGAAGGGAUGAUGGGUCUCUGAGCGAAAAUGAGGAGAAUCGUGACUCACCGAGAGGGAGCGAGUGAGUAGGAAAGAUCAUUCUGAGAGGGAGCGAGUAGAAAGAUGAUAUUGUGGUAUUGUGCUGGGAACUAUGAGCUGUUCUUGCAUGGGUACAUACCUUUGAGACUCUAUUUGCCUCCAAAGACUUAGCUUCAGGAGAUUUACAUUUUGCGUUUAAAGAUUUUAUUAGACUUGGUUUUUUGUGGUUCUGACUUUUGUAAUUCUGGUUUUAUGUUUCUUAAACUACAUUUGUGUUAGCUAUGUGAGUCACAAGGAUUUAUUGGCCUUCUGG
Messenger RNA from Punica granatum (pomegranate), 1410 nucleotides. NCBI's taxonomy places the organism in Eukaryota, Viridiplantae, Streptophyta, Magnoliopsida, Myrtales, Lythraceae. The record is from RefSeq and is a predicted model, not a curated record.